UUCAUCACUCUUGUUUUGCGCGUGUGUGAUAUAUGAUGUGAACGCAAUUUCACGCGCUGGGCUGCGAUCAUUCCAAUGGCUCUUGUCGAUCACGGACGAUGAUUUUUGUCUAUCUUAUUUUUCCAUUUGCAUUACGGGAAUAUCGCUCCAGCGUCGACGCAGUCUGUGAGCAGAAGAGAUCUUCACCUCCCGUGACUGCUGAAGGAUAUCUUUGCAUGCCGAGAUACUAAAUAGACACGGAGAGCACCUUCAAUGCCGUGGGAACAUGUCAUAUGUUCCCUUUCAAGAUGCGAGGUGUGCUGUCCCCCCGUCCUACCGACACCAGCCCUCCUUCGCUGCUGCUCCCUCCUACGAGCAACCCGACUGGAACCCUCGUCUGUGUGUGAUCUCUGGACAUCAGCUCUACAUGUUGGACCAGGAGGAGGUUCACCCUUUGUUGAUGCGCGAGCGGCGCUCCGAGUCGCACAGGAACAAGCUGCUGCGACGGACGGUCAGCGUGCCUGUGGAGGGGAGGCCCCAUCCUGAGAUGGACAACGCUCGGCUCCGUCGGAAAAGCAUUGCCACCGGGAAACAGCCAAGCAUGGAGAUCCCACCCACUGCCCCCCCUCAACCCUUCCGACAAUCCAGUUUCCUCAGCAGAAGACUAAAGGGGUCCAUCAAACGGGCCAAGAGUCAGCCAAAGCUGGACCGAACCAGCAGUUUUCGUCAGAUGAUCCUCCCUCGAUUCCGCAGCGCUGACCAGGACCGGACUCGUCUGAUGCAGAGCUUCAAAGAGUCGCACUCCCAUGAGUCUUUGCUGUCUCCCAGCAGUGCAGCUGAGGCUCUGGAUUUGACGCUAGAUGAAGACGCCAUCAUCAAGCCAGUUCACUCCAGUAUACUGGGACAGGAGUACUGUUUUGAGGUGACAACUGCUUCAGGAACAAAGUGUUUCGCCUGUCGGUCGGCUGCGGAGCGAGACAAAUGGAUAGAGAAUUUACAGAGAGCUGUCAAACCCAACAAAGACAACAGUCGACGUGUCGACAACGUUCUGAAGCUCUGGAUCAUAGAGGCUCGGGAACUCCCACCUAAAAAGCGCUAUUAUUGUGAACUGUGUUUGGAUGACAUGCUGUACGCCCGCACCACCAGCAAACCCCGAACCGAUACCGUCUUCUGGGGUGAGCACUUUGAGUUCAACAACCUGCCAGCUGUCCGCAACCUCCGCCUUCAUCUUUACAAAGAGACCGACAAGAAAAGACGUAAGGAGAAAAGCACAUAUUUAGGCUUGGUCAGCAUCCCCAUUUCCAGCAUCACCGGUCGCCAGUUUGUAGAGCAGUGGUACCCUGUCAUUCAGCCCAGCGUCCUGGCCAAGGGUGGAGGUGUGGGAGGAGGCAAAAUCAUCAACGCAUCCCUGCGGCUCAAGUCGCGCUUUCAGACCAUGAGCAUCUUGCCGAUGGAGCUCUAUAAAGAGUUUGCAGAGUACGUAACCAACAACUACCGAACGUUAUGCGCCGUUCUGGAGCCGCUGUUGAGCGUGAAGAGCAAAGAGGAGGUGGCUUGUGCGCUGGUGCACAUCCUGCAGAGCACAGGGAAGGCAAAGGACUUUCUUUCAGACAUGGCAAUGUGUGAGGUGGACCGAUUCAUUGAUCGAGAGCACCUCAUCUUCAGAGAGAACACAUUGGCCACCAAAGCCAUAGAAGAGUACCUCAAACUCAUCGGACACAAGUACCUCAAAGACGUUUUAGGUGAUUUUAUCAGAGCUUUGUAUGAGUCAGAGGAGAACUGUGAAGUCGACCCCAUGAGAACUCCACCUUCAAUACUGCCCGAACAUCAAGCCAACCUCCGGAUGUGCUGUGAACUUGCCCUCUGCAAAAUCGUCAACUCUCAUUGUGCUUUUCCAAGAGAACUGAAGGAGGUCUUUGCCUCCUGGCGUGUCCGAUGUGCAGAGAGAGGGAGGGAAGACAUUGCUGAUCGACUAAUCAGUGGUUCCCUUUUCCUGCGCUUCCUGUGUCCGGCCGUCAUGUCCCCGUCCUUAUUCAACCUCACGCAGGAAUAUCCCGACGAGCAGACGUCACGCACACUCACCCUAAUAGCCAAAGUCGUGCAGAACCUUGCAAACUUCUCAAAGUUUGGCAGUAAGGAGGAGUACAUGUCUUUUAUGAAUGAGUUUUUAGAGAUGGAGUGGGGAUCCAUGCAGCAGUUCCUCUACGAGAUCUCCAAUCUAGAUAGCGUGAGCAAUGCAGGCGGUUUCGAGGGCUACAUCGACCUGGGACGCGAGCUUUCCAUCUUGCACAGUCUUCUGUGGGAAGUUAUGGCACAGCUAAGUAAGGAUGCUAUCAUCAAACUUGGACCAUUGCCACGCCUACUAAAUGACAUCAGCAUGGCUCUCCGUAACCCUCAUCUCCAGAGGCAGCCCAGCCAUCCGACAGACAGACAGCCUCCAGAAAGACAGACGGAUAGAUUGCUUUCCAGGCCCAGCUUUAACCGAGGCGUCUCGUCUGAGUUUCAGAACCUCAUGAUGAGAGACCUCAACAGUUCGAUAGACAUCACUCGCUUGCCCUCUCCGACUUCUGCUAUGUCCAGCGGCGGAGCUCCCCAAUCUCGGCCUGGAAUUGGGGGGUUCGCGGAUCGAGAUCAUCCUCACAGAGCCUCAUCGAAAGAUGUUUUCUAUGUCGCCCGUCCCCCGUUGGCCCGGUCUAGUCCCGCGUACUGUACUAGCAGUUCUGAUAUUACUGAUCCAGACCCAAAGGACUCAAGAAUGAACAGCGUCUCUAACCUGCAGUCUAUGGGGGACAUGCUCAACUCUUCCCAGGCCUCGAUUGCCGGCCUCGGCAGCUACGCUGGGCUCGCGGGUUUGGGAGGAGGUCUCGGAGGUCAGCUGCGCGCCGGAGGGAGGAUGUCGGCCGGGUCCGGGGGCUCCAGUAUGUCCGGGGGACUCCGAUUGAGCCAGAUGGGAACCACCAGCGAUUCGCUGCAGCAGCAACAGCAGGCCGCCGCUCUCCGCUACCCCCUCUCCUUCCAGAAUCCCCUGUUCCACCUCGCCGCAGACGGGCCGCAGCUUCAUCACCAGCACAGUCGAGCUCAGCCGCCGCCUCCUCUGCUGCUGUCCCCUGAACCGGACCCCUCUCACCCCGCUUACAUGCCACAGUUCGCCCACGGCGGCUUCUCCCGGAGCGAGGACCUUUCCACCCUCAGACCUGGACCUCACCUGGGUCAGCCGAGCAUCAUUCACUCACACAGCUACAGUGACGACUACACCCGACAUAAUCAGAGCGACUACGGGCGACGGCAGGUCCCAAUGCACUUGCAGGAUCAGCAGCAGAUGACGGGCAUGACAUCACAGACCGGCACAUCUCAUUCGUCGCUUGCCACGCCUCCCACCACCGUUCAGCCUGUCCGUCAGACAUCCAUGGCUCCUCCCACGCAGCGAAUGAAAUCUCAACCCUCGCAUCAGCUUUCCGUGAGUUCUGCCGCCGCACCCGCAGGCAAAACCAGGCCGCAGAGCGGGAACCUGCUGCAGUCCCCGGAGUCCGGUUUCGGGGGCCGGCAGCAGGGGCCCCGGCAGCAGCUGUCCGUCAAAGACAGCACGCCUCCUGGCCUACCGCAUCAGCAGAGCUCCACCAGGGAGAGCCAGGGGUCACAGGGCUCUCAAGGUGGAACACCACAAUCUACACAACAAUCCAAAUCACAUCAGGAACGGCAACAGGUUCAACAACAGAAUCUCCUCAAGCCCACAGUGAGCAAACAGGGUUCUUCACAAUCUCCAUCUACACUCAACCCCGGGACCCCUGCCUCUGAACGAACGGUCGCUUGGGUGUCCAACAUGCCCCAUCUUUCUGCUGACAUCGAGAGUUCUCGCAUCGACAGAGAAGAGUUCAAGCUGAAGGAAUAUUCCAAGAGCAUGGACGAGUCUCGUCUGGACAGGGUGCGAGAGUACGAGGAGGAGAUUAAUUCACUGAAGGAGCGUUUGAUGAUGUCACACCGUAAGCUGGAGGAGUACGAGAGGAGGCUGUUAUCUCAGGAACAGCAGACCAAUAAGAUCCUGCUGCAGUAUCAGAGCCGCCUGGAGGACAGUGAGAGACGCUUGAGACAUCAGCAGAUGGAGAAAGACACCCAGAUUAAAGGAAUUAUUGACAGGAAUGAAGACAUGGAGUGAAGACAUUCAGAUGUCCAGUUGCCGUGAAGGGACACCUGGGUUUUUACUCGUAUAAAAAAAUAUAUAAAUCAUCAAAUCAUCGUGUAUAAGCACAAACUGUAUUUCAUAUGAAUGUUUGUAAAUGGGCGAUAGUUUGUCGUAUAGAUUUGUUGCCUUCAAAGAGAACUUGACAAAGGUGCGGUUUCUCGGACAGGGAUUAAACUAGUCCUAGACUAAAAUAAAUGUAAGAGCUGUCCAAACUGAAAACAACUUCCACUGCCAUAUCCUGGCUUAAGCUAAUCCCUGUCCGGGAAACCACCUGCAAGUAUUAAAGUCUUCAUAAAUUCCUUUAUGAGUAGUUAUAUAGUUUACACACUUUGCAUUAGGGAUGCUCCGAUCAGGAUUUUUGCAGCCAAUACCGAGUACCGAUUUCUUGUCGUCAUGAACGGCCGAUAACAAAGCCCGGUACUGAUUCUUCAAGCUUAUAUGUAAGAUCUUUGAUGACUGUAACUGUCCUGACUAAUACCACAGAUUUUGCCUUUAUUAUAUAACUUGCAGUAAUUAGGUAGCCUAUAGUAUUGUUUUAAAGGGACACUUCCAGCUUCCCUUGAGUUAAACAUUUGAUUUUUACCGUUUUGGAAUCCAUUCAGCUGAUCUCUGGGUCUGGCGCUACCACUUUUAGCAUAGCUUAGCACAAUCCAUUGAAUCUGAUUAGACCAUUAGCAUCACGCUAAAAAAAACCCAAAGAGUUUCAAUAUUUUUCCUAUUUAAAACUUGACUCUUCUGUAGUUACAUCGUGUACUAAGACCGAUGAAAAAAAUUAAAAGUUGUGAUUUUCUAUUCAAAGUUACCAAGGGGACUAUUUUCAGGCGCUGCAUAAUAUCAUUGCAUGGUACAUUGUACGGCAGCAAAGUCCUUGAUUAUUACGCUGAAAUGAGAAUAUAGUUCCUUUGAAAAGGCUUAAUAUCUGUUACAAGUAAUGAAAAUAAAACACAUCACAGUCUCUAGAGAUGAAUUAGGAUAAUGGAGCUUUAAGACGUGAGAGAGAUCUUUUCUUUGUUCUCGUGCUGAAUGACAGGCUGUGUGCGCGUGACGGGUGUACCCGGACAAGAGCAGCUGCGAUGAAAAUAUAAGUUUUUAGCAAAACUUUAAAAACGCAUGCAAAUAAUAAACUUUCGGCAUGAAGAUGCAAUGUCCGCAACAUAUAGAUAUAUAUGUUGUAUACGCUGUUUGAUGGAGAUGUAAAGACGCAUUGUGCUGGAUGUUAGGACCGGUAAAAGCAGAUAGAGAAAUCCAGAUUUGCAGGUCGUACAUGAACAACGAAUAAAAAUGGUCUCCAAUUGCGGACGCAUUUAGGUGCCCUAUGAUCAGCGCUUUAAACCAGAUUUUUUUCCAAUUGUUUCGUUCCGAACAGUAACAAUAUUUUUAUUUUAGCAUUUCCGGUUUUCGCUUCAACCCUAAAAUUGAUGUUCAUGAACCGGUUAGAACAAAAAAAUAAAGUUCCCGGAGCAGUUAAUAACGUUCUAUGUCAGCUGUGGGACAUACAAAUAAGUAUGAUCAUUAGGAUUGUUAAAGAUGAAUACAACAGUAUCAAUAUAAUUAAGAGUAAAUACGGUAACAUAUAUGUGGAAAUGAAACUUACUUUUAAAUGUACGCACACUUUCCUAUGGCUUGAAUACACGCGAGCCCUCUACAGCUUUCAAGCGAAACAUAACUAGUUGCGUCAACUCUGGGGGCGGGACUAAGUAACGACUGUCAAUCAGUUACAACACACCAAUAAGAAUUAACUUACAGAGCCUUUUCAACAAGGAUAUUAAACUUAAAUGAUUAGUCUACAUAUCUUUCCUUAAGUCUCUAUCUUGUCAUCAAACAUUAAAAAAGGCUACAUUAUGUAAGCGGCAUAACUGUUAUUCUGACAUGCCUACAUUUAUUUCAGCAUUAUACAUGAAUUAAGACAAGGACCAUUUCUGCCAUGUCGUUUAUUGGCAAACAACUUAAACAAAAGUUCUUAUUAGAAAAAGAAUACUGUGUUAUCUCAAGAUCAUUUUGUUUGUAUGUGUCCUGUCAAGAACAGAAAGAUUGUUCGCUUGCUUUUUAAAAUGCGUCUCUCCGUGUAUGCACUUUUGAGUGCACUUAAACACGCACACACACACAGACUGAGGACGAAUUCCAAACAGCGCUUUGGGAAGAAGAUGCAGCAUAAACACUCCACACAGUGAAAAUGAUGUUUUUCAGUGCUUUAUUCGACAAAUGUAUUUUAAUGGAGUACAGUAUGAGACACAGUAUAGCGCAACUCUCUCUCAAGUUUAUACAUCAAGAGUUCUGAUAUUUAAAGGUGCUCUAAGCGAAUUGAAGCGUUUUAGACCAUAAAACAUUUUUUGUUACAUACCGGAAACAUCUCCUCACUAUCUGCUUGCUGCCUGUCCGCUGAUCAAACUGUAAAAAAACGCGAUCUCUGUAGACAGCCCAGGCUUCACAAACGGCAAUAUCAACAAAUGGCCAAACCUAGCAUCACAAAACUAAACAAAGAAUUCCAGCCAAUAAACGACAAGAAGGAUUUGGGGGUGGGGGUUGGGCGCGUUCAUGAAAGCACGGAAGGGAGGGGGAGGAGUUAGCUACGCUCUGUCUGUUUGAAAACAGUUCAAACAUCAACAGGAAGUGACGUCGCACAUUAUUCGCUUAGAGCGCCUUUAAAGGGCAUAGGGAUAAUCACGUUUGACUGGAGUUGGACCGGACAUAUUCAACUGCGUGAACGUCUGUGCAUACAGAUAAUUGCUCACUAUAGCAUCUUUUUGGUGUUAAAUUGUUAAUAUUUGCAAGCCUUUGAAACAUGUGCAAAUGAUCAACUUUCACCCUAUUUAAAUUUGCGUAUUAAUCUGCAAAUCGCAUGGGAGCCGAACCGUGGGUCGUGAUCUGUACGAAUUGAAUUAGUACCACUUAUUAGUAUUAAACUAACAUCUUUAGAUACUUGGUAGCCUACAAUAUUUCCCUCUUAUGAUGGACCAUUAGACACAUGGGCUUGAGUAGGCUACAUGCUGCUGGCAAGCUUCUCAUUUCUCUGAUGAGUCAACAAUGAUUGGAAGUGAACUUCACAGAAUCAUAUUGCACAGAAAUAUUGUUAAAGAACGAAAAAAAUUACAGUAUUAACCGGUUACCAUUAUUUUAAAUAAACAAUUCUGUUCCGGAACAUAUAUUUUUUUGAAAGUUUCUGGUUUCGUUUCUGUUCCUUGCAAAACAUGAAAAGUUUCUGGUUUUUGUUUUCGUUCCGUGAACCGGUUCAAAAACCUUGCCUAUGAGGACAAAAGUAAUAGAAAGAUUGGUUCAUGAUAUCGGCAUAUUUAGCGAUUUACAGAUCGAGUCAUUUAAUGCUAUGAUCGACCGAUACCGAUCUGCGGCCGAUCAAUCGGAGCAUCCCUACUUUGCAUGUCUUUUACCACAAUGCAAUAGUUUUUCCAACAGAAAUUGCUGUCAUUAUUUACUUGCUCUUAAAGUUUUUUCUACAAAUAAUAAUCAUAAUGAUAUGCAAUGUCUUUUCCCAAAUGAAAUAAUAUCAUUGCAUUAUUACUUUGUAUGGAAGCACGAUACUUGUACUGCUUCAACUUUCUUAUGCACAUGACAUGAGGGCAAAUAUGCUGGAUAAUGACAGACUUUUUCUAUUUUAAGAAGCAAAUAUCAGUGUUGCAUUAAAGGGAUAGUUCGCACAAAAUUGAAAAUUCUGUUAUUAUAAACCGGCCCCAUUGACUUCCAUAGUAGGAUAAAAGUAUACAAUGGAAGUAAAUGGGGCUUCUGAUCGGUUUGUUUACAAACAUUCUUCAAAAUAUCUUCCUUUGUGUUCAUCAGAACAAAGACAUUUAUACAGGUUUGUAACAACAUGAGAGUGAGUAAACAUUUUUGGGUGAACUAUCCCUUUAAUUAUGUUCUUCCGAAACAAGCCUUUCGCAGCCUUUACCUGUUUGUCUUGAAAGACACUGCCAGGGCUUUCUUUUCCAAAAAGCCAAAAUAAAUCGUAGCAGCACAUCUUAACAUAGCAGAUCAGCUGAUUUUGGAAGGAUGGUAUUAUGUUUUCCAGAGCUUGUGUACCUGCACUGUUUUUUGCUAUGCAUCUUUCACUGUGUCCUAUAACAUGUGUGGUGAAAGUGUCUUGCACUUUAAAGUAGAUCAUAUUUCUGGUCUUCAUGUUUCAUCAUAUCUCUGUGUGCAACAACAAAAACAGCGAUCUCAUCCCACCCAUUGUCACAUCCAUAGAUUUUAAGUGCACAUUGCUGGAAAAUCAGUUGCAUUUAAUGUGAAACAUGCAAUAAAAUAAGACAUUUAAGGGUUCACCCAUAUGCAUCCUUAUACAUUGUCAGAAAUAAACGUAUUAUUAUACCUCAAAGGUACAUACAGUAUGGUACCAAAUGUAUACAUAUCUGUACCUAAAUGUUACAUAUUGGGGCCUUUUUAAAGGGUACUGCCCCAGUGACAGCUUGAAAAUCUUUACAAAGCCUAUCAAGAACAUAUUAAAGGUAACCCCCCCCCCCCCAAAAAAAAAGGAUAAAGAAAUGCCAUUUUGCAUGAAGGCAAUGAAACCUGGUUGAGGUGUGACGUUAUUUUAAUGAUAAUUAAAUGCAAUGUUCACCCCAGUUCUCAAUAUUGUAAUGCAAAAUAAGUAUAGCAGGCUAAUUUUUAGCAUUAGUUUAUUUCAUUUUUACAAAAAUCAUUGUGUGCUGGCAGGAUUAUUUUGAAUUAAAUUGUAUUUUCAUUACUAAAUGUGAAUGUAACGUAAAUCACUGAUUAAAUUAAUGAGAUUUGUUAAUAAAUCAAAAUGUAAACAUCAAGAUGACCUUAAUGAUACAAAUUAGUCUUCAUUUACUUUAUCAAAAAUAUUUAUGUAUUUGUGACAUAUAACCAUAUAUUAAUACAAAUGUUAUUUUAAAAAU
This is a messenger RNA of Paramisgurnus dabryanus, 9030 nucleotides long. It is a transcript of the gene syngap1b, whose product is annotated as synaptic Ras GTPase activating protein 1b. The record is from RefSeq and is a predicted model, not a curated record. Lineage: Eukaryota; Metazoa; Chordata; Actinopteri; Cypriniformes; Cobitidae. Gene Ontology annotation, biological process: regulation of GTPase activity; negative regulation of Ras protein signal transduction.